AUGAUCACACCAGCGUUUGAGCUGAGUCAAGACUCGGACUUCCUCACACUGGUUAUCAGAGUUCCCUACACGAGAACAUCCGAGUUUGACGUCUACGUAGAGGGAGAUGACUUCAAGUUCUAUGCCAAGCCUUAUUUUCUCAGGUUGACUCUACCUGGAAGAAUAGUUCAGGAUGGCAGAGAAAAGGCUUCCUUUGACAUUGAUAAAGGUCUGUUCACAAUGCGGGUCCCCAAGGAGACUCCAGGACAGCACUUUGAAGGCCUGCAACUGCUGACCAGUUUGUUGGCGCCAAAAGGUUCUAAAUGUGCCGGACCUUUAGUGGAGGAGCUUGGGGCAUGCAGCAGCAGCGAGGCAGGUCAGGAAGAUGAAGAUGAAGAGGAGUUUGACUGGCAGGUGGAACAGCAGCCGUACGUGGAGUCCUCAGAGGAAGACCUGAAAAAGCUGCAGAAGUACGGCUUUGGAAACCUCAGGACUGGAGUUUUCUCUAGACUUCAGGAGGAACUGACAGAGCUGAUUGAUGUGGAAGACCCAGAAAACUGCACCCCAGCCCAGAGAAGAGAUGAUCGCUUGAACUCAGAGACCAUAUUUUGUGCAGACCACUAUCUGCUCGAUUUAUACGAAGGGGAAGAAAUAAACGAACAUCUGAAUUUCAAACCGUGGUGGAGCGAGCUGAAGCCAGAUGCCUCUGACGAAUCCAUUCUCACUUUUACCAGUGAAGAAAAAGAGCAAAUGAGAAAGUUCUCAAACCGGUCCUACGUGCUGGAUAAGGCAACUAGAUACCACGUCUGGCUCAGUCUGGUGGACAUCAUCCUGGCCUAUGUCUAUGAUGUACGCACUACAGAAGGAGAGCAUAACGUGGAGUCUGGAUGGACCAUUAGAAAAAUCAGCGGUACUUUGAGCUGGUUAGAGACGUAUUCCUCACUACAAGAGGUGUUGGUGUCUUUUGGGAGGAGGACUCUGUGUUACCCGCUAUAUCGUCAUUUCUCUCUGAUCACAACUGCCAUCAAGGACACGGCUCACAUUUUCCAGGGUGGUAAGCCCUUUGUCCUGAAAUGCCUGCUGGCCAUACAUAAGAUCUUCAGAGAGAAUGAGCCGGCCUACAUCCUCAACGACCUCUACAUCACAGACUACUGCAUUUGGAUUCAGCGGGUUAAGUCCAAGCACAUCGUCGCACUGGCUGAAGCGUUACAUAAAGCCGAGCUGACCAAGGGUGACCUGGACCUGGAGAUACUGAUUCUAGAGCAAGCUGCUGCACUCACAGUAGAGGAGGAGGAGCAAAUGAAAAGCCAAAAGGCUAAACGCAAAGAGCAAGCAGAGGAAACUGAAGAUGAGGGGGAUGAGGAAGGAUCCAGCAGCUGUAGCAGCAGCAGUAGUGAAGAAGAGGAGGAGCUUGAAAGCAGUGUCUGUAAGUCCGAAGUGCAACACGACCAAGUAGAAAAGCCUAAUACAGCGGUACCUGCCUCGUCUCCUUCUCUGGAGCUCCAGCAUGAAGGGAGGCUGAUCCAGGAGCUAGAAGAGAGACUGAAGGAGGAGCUGAUUAUCGGAGAGGACGUGUCUCAGACGAGGGUUUCCUCCGGCAGCACAGAAGCAGAGGGAAACAGGGAGGGGGAGAGACUGAGAUGGACUGACAACUCCCCACCAACUCUAGAUGGACGAAAAGCAGCAAGUAGCGCAGCUCUGUUGGAACUUCGAUCAAAUAGAAACCCUCUGCGUUUUGUGGAAUCGGAGGAACUCGACAGUGAUGAUGAAGACCAACCGAAUGAGUAAUUGAUUUCACAGGAACCUAAAGAGAUUAAGGACCAUUAACAGAUGGUGAUUUGAUUCUUCUUUGAUGAUAAAUCAAUGCCUACUUUCACACUGCAGGUAAAAGUGGCUGGAUUAUUUUCCCAUGUGUCACAGAUACCAGCAAAUCACGUUUUUAAUUUGGAUCUGGGACACUUUGUGGUAGAAAAAUGUAAUGUGCUUAUAAUAUUUCACUGGGGAAAUAAAACAGGAUGUAAGAUCACGAAGACAGCUAUUAUUGUUUAUUGUUGUUGUUAAAUAUUGUUUAAGUUUAUUCUCAUGUUUUUUACUUAUAAUUAAAUCUUGUUUUGGUGAAUUUUUAGCUGAAUUUAUUUGGGUACACUGAACCCUAAUGAGCACCCGUUCUGAAACAUGCAAUACAGUUGUACCUUGAAACUUCAACGUUAAUUGGUUUGGGCAGUCACGUUGAAAUUCAAGGUAUUUUUUUCAGGAAAACCUGUUAAUGCAUUCCGUGGUCCUGCAUAUAUUUUAGUGUAAUGUAAAUUAAUGGGGUUGUUUUUGACACUUAUACACUAAAAGUAACAUGAGUACAAUAUAAAAUACAAUUGAAAAACAGCUGAAAACCAAUAUAAAAAUACAAUAAAACCUGCACUUUACAUUUACUUCUGUAAACUUACGCUUCUUAAUACCAUAUUCCGUGCAGUAAAGGUGCAUUGACAUGAGUAGUGACAAAAUAGCGUUUGCACUGUUCCGCUUUUUUUUUUUCACCGUUGGUGCACCGCCUGUGAAUGCUCCUUUACUAAACGGAAUACGGUAUGAAGUAUCUCCACGAUUAAGAAGCAUAAGGAUACAAUCAAGAAGUAAAGGUAAAGUGCAGGUUUUACUGGGGUGGCAUGGUGGCUCAGUAGUGGGUAGGUUCUGGUUUCGAUCCCUAGGUGGGGUGGCCCAGGUCUCUUUCUGUGUGGAGUUUGCAUGUUCUCCCCGGGAGCUCCGGUUUCCUCCCACAGUCCAAAAACAUGCAAGUGAAUUGGAGAUACAAAAUUGUCCAUGACUGUGUUUGGCAUUAAACUUGUGAACUGAUGAAUCUUGUGUAAUGAGUAACAACUGUUCUUGUCAUAAAUGUAACCAAAGUGUAAAACAUGACGUAAAAAUCCCAAUAAACAAACAAACAAA
Trichomycterus rosablanca is the source of this 2916-nucleotide messenger RNA. RefSeq names its product SHQ1, H/ACA ribonucleoprotein assembly factor (gene shq1). The record is from RefSeq and is a predicted model, not a curated record. The transcript has 11 exons. Gene Ontology annotation, biological process: box H/ACA snoRNP assembly. Bases 1 to 1767 code for a protein of 588 amino acids. Lineage: Eukaryota; Metazoa; Chordata; Actinopteri; Siluriformes; Trichomycteridae. Gene Ontology annotation, cellular component: nucleoplasm; cytoplasm.